Messenger RNA from Gossypium raimondii (Peruvian cotton), 903 nucleotides. RefSeq names its product zinc finger protein GIS2-like. The record is from RefSeq and is a predicted model, not a curated record. Bases 25 to 567 code for a protein of 180 amino acids. Gene Ontology annotation, molecular function: nucleic acid binding; zinc ion binding. Lineage: Eukaryota; Viridiplantae; Streptophyta; Magnoliopsida; Malvales; Malvaceae. The transcript is spliced from 3 exons.
CAAACGGAUGUUUGGUUGGGUGUAAUGCUAUUACACCCCGAUUCCGUUCCGCAUCUAUUACCGACUUUGGCUGUAAUAGCCAUUCUGAUGUUUAAGAACGGAUUAGGGAUUCCCCCAAUUCAUUACCAUCUUUUCCGGUUUCUGACCUCAUCCUCUCCAACGUUUGCAAGAAGCAGGAGCCUGUUAGGUGGGAAGGUUUUUCGAAGCAUUGGUCGUGUUGCUUACCGUGAUUCACCGUACUCCAGGGACCGUCGAAAUAAUCGUCACAUUGCUGUCGAGUGCAACUCAACCACUAUAUGUUGGAACUGUAAGGAGCCAGGGCAUCUUGCUGGACAAUGCCCCUAUGAGCCUGUUUGCAAUAUGUGUUGUAAGAUGGGUCACUUAGCUCGAGAUUGCCUAAAUCCCAGACUUCCGGCUCAUGAUGCAAGACUCUGCAACAACUGCUACAAGGCAGGUCACUUUGUCGCCGACUGUACGAAUGAGAAGGCUUGCAAUAACUGUCAUAAAACCGGUCACCUUGCUCGUGACUUCCAUAACGAGCCAGUUUGCAAUAUCUGCAAUAUAUGAGGUCAUGUAGCCAGACAAUGUGCCAAGUCGAAACUGUCAUCAGACAUAGGAGGCCGCUUCCGGGACAUUUUUUGCCGCAACUGUGGCCAGCCAGGCCAUAUUAGUCAGGACUGCAUUUCCAUCGUCAUAUGCAGUAACUGUGGUGGAAGGGGUCACCUUCAUUACGAGUGCCUUUCAGCAAGGAUGUAUGACCGCAGUGGCGUACGUAGGUAUUAACUACUUAACUAACCAACUUUUGUAGGAUUCAUUCAUUAGCAUCCCUUUGUUUAACUCAUCUUUAUAAUUUGAUUUUCAAUUGAUUUAUUCUUGAAGUGAUACGCCAUUGUUGUUCUGUAA